CGCGGGAAACAAAAAUGGCGAGGGGCUACGAUGGAGCCGGGCUGUCUGUGAAGCGGGUUUGACCUCUCCCCCACUACCUUUCCUCUGCCGCGCCGCGGGGGUUCGUGCUCGGAGGGGUCCCGCUACACGCCGAGGGUUCGGCUGCACCGGUGCGCCGCGGGGAGGCUCCUGAGCUCGCCGAUUUCCCUUGUAUAAGGCGCUUGGCACCACUGGAGAGACCGAAUGAGAGACUCUACAGCAGUGGGUAACUCACUGGUCCAUAAGCGGUCUCCUUUACGCCGAAGCCAUAAAACCUCAGCAUCUCUGACCAAGCUGUCAUUACAUGAUGGACAGAAAACCAAAAAGCCACUGUGUAAAUUUGAAGAAGGUCAGGAUGUCCUAGCUAGAUGGUCAGAUGGCUUGUUUUAUCUUGGAACUAUCAAAAAGAUAAACAAACUAAAACAGAACUGCUUCAUUAUAUUUGAAGACAGCUCCAAAUCCUGGGUUCUCUGGAAGGACAUACAAACAGGAGCCUCUGAAGGUGGGGAAAUGGUCUGUACAAUAUGUCAGGAAGAGUAUUCAGAAGCACCAAAUGAAAUGGUUAUAUGUGAUAAAUGUGGUCAAGGGUAUCAUCAGCUGUGUCACACACCAAAUAUUGAUUCCAGCGUGAUUGAUUCAGAUGAUAAAUGGCUCUGUCGACAGUGUGUGUUUGCAACUACUACUAAGAGGGGUGGUGCGCUUAAGAAAGGACCAAAUGCCAAAGCACUGCAAGUCAUGAAACAAACAUUACCAUAUAAUGCAGCAGACCUUGAGUGGGAUGCAGGGCAUAAAACCAAUGUCCAGCAGUGUUACUGCUAUUGUGGAGGACCUGGAGACUGGUAUCUAAAGAUGUUGCAGUGCUGCAAAUGUAAGCAGUGGUUUCAUGAGGCGUGUGUGCAGUGCCUCCAAAAGCCAAUGCUUUUUGGUGACAGGUUUUAUACGUUCAUUUGCUCAGUUUGCAGUUCUGGACCAGAAUACCUCAAACGUUUACCCUUGAGAUGGGUAGAUAUAGCACAUCUAUGCCUUUACAACCUAAGUGUUAUUCAUAAGAAGAAAUACUUUGACUCGGAGCUUGAACUCAUGGCCUACAUUAAUGAAAACUGGGAUAGAUUGCAUCCUGGUGAGCUGGCAGAUACACCAAAAUCUGAAAGAUAUGAGCAUGUACUGGAGGCAUUAAAUGAUUACAAGACCAUGUUUAUGUCUGGAAAAGAAAUAAAGAAAAAGAAGCAUUUGUUUGGCUUGAGAAUUCGUGUUCCUCCUGUGCCACCGAAUGCUGCUUUAAAGGCUGAGAAAGAACCAGAAGGAACUUCUCAUGAGUUCAAAAUUAAAGGCAGAAAAUCGUCUAAGCCAUCAAUUCCUGAUGUGAGGGAAUUAAGUAAUGGUAUAAAAAGAAAGGGGAAAAAAAAAUCAGUAGGUCGUCCACCUGGUCCCUAUACAAGAAAAACGAUUCACAAAACUCCAGAGUCGUCUCCUCUGGAUAAUGAACCACUUCCGGUAACGGAGAACCCAGUCUUGGAAUUACCCUGCUGUGUUGGGAAAUCUGAUGGAACUGCACAUUCUUCCAAUACCUCAGAUGUGGAAUCCACAGGUGCUGCCAGUAUGAAAGAAACUACCUCAUCUAAUAUUUCCAGACAUUAUAGUUUAUCUGAUUCGAGAAAAAGGACUCGUACGGGAAGAACUUGGCCUGCUGCAAUACCACACUUGAGGAGAAGAGGUCGCUUUCCACGAAAAGCACUCCAGACUCAAAACUCAGAAAUUGCAAAAGAUGACGAGAAUAAGGAAGAUUACCAGUAUGAUGAACUCAAUACAGAGAUACUUAACAACUUAGCAGAUCAGGAGUUACAGCUUAAUCACCUAAAGAACUCGAUUACUAGCUAUUUCGGUGCAGCAGGUAGAAUAGCUUGUGGGGAAAAAUACCGUGUUUUGGCUCGUCGGGUGACACUUGAUGGAAAGGUGCAGUAUCUGGUGGAGUGGGAAGGAGCAACUGCAUCCUGACUGUAGGACUGAACAUUAUCUUCACUGCACUGUCAUAUGUAAGUACUGUUCAUAAUGCAGAGCCACAAGAGAAACGUGUCUUUAAAAUGUGUUUCUAAAAACAAAACCAGUUUAGCCUUAACAUGUAAUUAUUAUCAUUACAGCUCUUGUUAUAAAGACUUAUCUUUUUAAAAUCUGAUCUGAAACUUAAAUUUUUAAUCUGAACACUGUUAGACUGUUUUAGCUUGGGAUAUUUUGGGUUACAAUUGCUGAAAAAUGUGCAUGGUGUUUUUUAAAAAAAAAGAAAGAUACAUUUUCUAGAGAACAUUCCAUGGAUACAGUUAUUGUGAUUUAGAGAAAAUACUAUGUAGAUAGCACAAAUCUUUGGAAAAAUCUUUGUUUUGUUUUCUUACCCAAAUGUUUGCAGAAAUGUAUUUCUAUUUCAAUACCUUCUAGAUUUCAUAAGUGCAGUGUAUAUAAUGCCUACUGAAGACUGUAAAAUACUGAAGUUUUCUUUCAAAGUGUAAAAGAAAAAAAAAAAAAAAGACAAAAUAUAUUGAGUCUGUAAAUUGCUCUGUGACCAGACUUCAUUGUCGUCUUAAUAUAUUCUUUGUGUGUGUGUGCUCACGUGUGUGCAUAUAUACAUAUGUAUUUAUGCACACAUAUACUUGUGCGUGUAUAUAUGUGUGUGGUUGUGACCUAUGCAAUACAGAUUAUGGGAUUGGGCAGUUUGAGAAUACAUCCCAUAAUUCUUUUUUUCAGGAAUAGUUGCCAGUAUUUACACAACAGCAUUUCUUCUCAGGCUUAUUGGAUGCUGUUGCUUUCUACAUAUACUAAAGAGAAGUGUCAAAUCAGUGCAGCAUGUUCUGGCAAUGGGUGCAGUCAUUGACGUUCAUGAGCUCUAGGUAAUACAUUCUGUUGUUUUCCAUGUGACUUAACUGUUACGAAACGAUGGAAGAAUCCAAACAUUUGGAAAUUAACUCUCUGAUUGUAAGCUCUGUCCCAGUUAUAAACUAAUCUGAACAGGAUACACACAUAAGAUUCCUACGUAACUGUUUUAAUAAAUAUAGUAUGAACAAAGUGUGUUAUUGCACAGGGUCAACAAACAGUUUGUUGCCAUUUGAAGUAACAUUAACGAUUUUAUUGCAACAUUACCUCUUUUGUUUUUAUAAAAUGUACCAAGUUCUAAGUUUCUAAGUU
Dryobates pubescens (Downy woodpecker) is the source of this 3192-nucleotide messenger RNA. It is a transcript of the gene MTF2, whose product is annotated as metal response element binding transcription factor 2. The record is from RefSeq and is a predicted model, not a curated record. Gene Ontology annotation, biological process: chromatin organization; regulation of DNA-templated transcription. Gene Ontology annotation, molecular function: DNA binding; chromatin binding. The transcript has 15 exons. Gene Ontology annotation, cellular component: nucleus. Bases 223 to 2013 code for a protein of 596 amino acids. NCBI's taxonomy places the organism in Eukaryota, Metazoa, Chordata, Aves, Piciformes, Picidae.